This is a messenger RNA of Rhea pennata, 2594 nucleotides long. It is a transcript of the gene SLC5A6, whose product is annotated as solute carrier family 5 member 6. Gene Ontology annotation, cellular component: membrane. The record is from RefSeq and is a predicted model, not a curated record. The transcript is spliced from 16 exons. Lineage: Eukaryota; Metazoa; Chordata; Aves; Rheiformes; Rheidae. Gene Ontology annotation, molecular function: sodium-dependent multivitamin transmembrane transporter activity. Bases 402 to 2360 code for a protein of 652 amino acids. Gene Ontology annotation, biological process: pantothenate transmembrane transport; sodium ion transport; biotin transport.
UCAUCAGUCCGCGCGGCGGCACAUGGGCCGGGAGCCGCCGCCGCUGCCGCGCCACGCGCCGCGGCCUCCCGCCGUGCCCUUAGUGUUCGUUGGAGCGAGCUCCCGUUUGCCUUGGAUCCGGGGAGUCUCGUGGGUGGGGGCUGCCCUUCCCGGUCGGUCGGCAGGAGCCCGGCAGGAGGAGGCGUUGGAGCUUGACGGAGAGCGCCAGGAGCCGGGCGCCCAGCCCCGCGCCGAGAGGGCGGACGGAUUGAGCUCGGAGCUCCAGCGAGAUGCCGGCUCGGACCCGCUCCCGGGGCGGCUGUCGGGGCUCGGCGUGCCCAUGAGCCGGGCAGCGAGCGUGCCGGGCGGGUGGCCUGGUGGGAACAGGUCCGGCCGCAGAGCUGCAGCGGGACGCGCUCGCCAUGGAGUUCACGGUGAUCGACUACAUCAUCUUCGGGCUGCUGCUGGUGCUGUCGUCGGCCAUCGGGCUGUUCUACGCGCUUAGCGGGGGCCGGCAGCGCACCGUGCAGGAGUUCCUCCUGGCGAACCGCAACAUGGGCUUCCUGCCCGUGGCCCUCUCCUUGCUGGCCACCUUCCAGUCGGCCGUGGCCAUCCUGGGAGUGCCGGCCGAGAUCUACCGCUUCGGCACCGAGUACUGGUUCCUCGGCUGCUCCUACUUCCUGGGGUUGCUCAUCCCGGCGCACGUCUUCAUCCCCGUCUUCUACCGCCUGCAGCUCACCAGCGCCUACGAGUACCUGGAGCUGCGCUUCAACAAGGCCGUGCGCAUCUGCGGCACCGUCACCUUCAUCUUCCAGAUGGUCAUCUACAUGGGGGUGGUGCUUUACGCGCCCGCGCUGGCCCUCAACGCAGCGACGGGCUUCGACCUCUGGAGCGCGGUGCUCACCAUGGGGCUGGUCUGCACGCUGUACACCACGCUGGGUGGGCUGAAGGCCGUCAUCUGGACCGACGUCUUCCAGACGCUGGUGAUGCUGGCGGGGCAGCUGGCCGUGAUCGUGGUGGGCGCCCGGCGGGUGGGCGGCAUCGGCCGCGUCUGGCGCCUGGCCGACGAGGAGGGCAAGAUCUCCGGCAUCGACCUCAACCCCGACCCCUACGAGCGCCACACCUUCUGGACCCUGGCCUUCGGGGGCGUCUUCAUGAUGCUGUCGCUCUACGGGGUGAACCAGGCCCAGGUGCAGCGGUACCUGAGCUCCCGCAGCGAGAAGGAGGCCGUGCUCUCCUGCUACGCCGUCUUCCCCUGCCAGCAGAUCGUGCUCUGCCUCAGCUGCCUCACCGGCCUCGUCAUGUUCGUCUACGACCGCGAGUACCCGCUCGCGCCCGCCCACAGCCAGGCCACCCCCGACCAGAUGGUGCUCUACUUCGUCAUGGACGUGCUGAAGGACCUGCCGGGGCUGCCGGGCCUCUUCGUGGCCUGCCUGUUCAGCGGGUCGCUGAGCACCAUCUCCUCCGCCUUCAACUCGCUGGCCACGGUCACCAUGGAGGACCUGCUGCGGCCCCACUUGCCCGGGCUGUCGGAGUCGCGGGCCACGCUGCUCUCCAAGCUGCUGGCUCUGGGCUACGGGCUGCUCUGCCUCGGCAUGGCCUACGUGUCCUCCAUGCUGGGCCCCGUGCUGCAGGCGGCCAUCAGCAUCUUCGGCAUGGUGGGCGGCCCGCUGCUCGGCCUCUUCAGCCUCGGCAUGUUCUUCCCCUGCGCCAACGCCACGGGUGCCGUCGCGGGGCUGGCGGCCGGCCUGGCCAUGGCUUUCUGGGUCGGCAUCGGCAGCCUGCUGCAGAGCGCGCGGGCGCCCGCCGGGGCCCUGCCCUCCAACGGCACCGCCGUCCCCGCCGCCGGCAACCUCACCGCCGGGCUGGCGGCCGCGCUGCACAGGUGGGUCCGCGCCGCCGGCGGAGUCGUGGGGAGGGGGGGACGGGGUCGGCCGUGGGGCCCCCUCGCAGCCCGCUCUCCCCGCAGCCCCACCGGCCUGGAGAAGUUCUACAACCUCUCCUACAUGUGGUACAGCGCCCACAACUCCACCACCGUCAUCGUCGUGGGGCUCCUCGUCAGCCUGCUCACCGGCCCCACGCCGGGGGAGGCCGUGGAUCCCCGCACCAUCUACCCCGUGCUGCCUCGCCUCUUCUGCUGCCUGCCCCAGAAGUGCCGGGACAAGCUGCGCUGCGGGGUGGGCUCCGCUGCCCAGGAGGCUGACGGCACGGAGCUGCCUGCGGACUCCUUGGUGAAGCGCAGCAACGGGAUCCCCAAUGGCCCCGCCAGCGAUCUGGCCCCCGUGGGGGUCCCCAGGCGGGAGGAGGAGGAGGGGGAAGGACAGGGCUACAUCCGCAUGGCCGGGGCUCCUGCCUACGCCGUGCAGGAGACGUCCUUCUGAGCCUGCCGCCCCCGUGGGGCUCUCGCCCGACACCGGAAAGCACCAGGUGGCCGGGCAGGGGCUGGGUCCCUGCCCAGGGGGCUGCCCCACGGCGCCGGCCCGGCGCCGGCACCGCAGCGCUGCGGACCCCUUCCUCCCCGGCUCCGCCGCGGCUCCGGGACCACAGUUUGGGGCAGGGCCGCUGCUGCCCGCAGCCUCCGCCGUUCCUCCCUCCCAAUAAACGAUUCCCGCGCA